AUUUUUAGCGGGAAAUCGCUGAAUCGGAAAAAAACAACAAGCUGAUAAAUCCUUUGAAAAUUUCAAAUUUGCAAUAAGAUUUGAAAUCUAGGUCGCAAUUUCGAAUUAAUGUGUUUAAUAUCAGGAAAAUUUCCCAAGUUUGAUACAUAAACCAAAAAGCAUCUUACAAUUCAGUUGCUCUGAGAGCUAUGAACAGUUUCACUCAACCUACAGGUAUGGCAUCAAUAAUGAAUUCGGAUCUCGACGUCAAGUUUCACGAUGAAUCAACAUUUUGCUCACCCAAACCAACGGUUUAUCAUUCGCUGAAAUGUCCAAUAUGCUCUCGUCAUUUUGAUAAUGAAGAAACCUGUUUCGAGCAUUUCUUGGACUACUUUGAACAUUCUCAGCAUUUCUUAUUCAAUCGAUGUAAUUUGGUUUACUGGUUAAACAACUAUGUUCGUUUUCAAUCGAAAAAAGUUACCAUGAAUGUAAUACCGGUGGCGUUGAUGGCAAGUGAUGAAAACAUGAACCGUUUAAAGUGUGCUGAUGCUGAUAACGAUAAAGGGCCAACUUAUCAAUGUGAAAUAUGCUUCGAAUCGUACGCAAAUGAAGAUCAACUUGGAGUUCAUUCUUUCAUGCACUUGAAACUGAAAAUUCCUACGAUUGAUUCUCAACUACGGUGUCCUCUAUGCGAGAAGUAUUUCUGCCACGAAGAGUCUUGUUUAGCUCAUAUUUUUACACAUAUGAAGAUACCCUUCGCAGAAGCAGUCCCUGUGAAAAUUAUGAUUUCUCCAUCUCCGAAAACUGUGCGAUUGGUCAAAGAAUGGCUUAUGAUCUUCUUCUCUUCGAAAUUGUGUAUGAAAGUAUUGGCCAAGUAUUGCCGCUACCAAGAACGACUGAACUCGCCUUUGCUAUCGAAAAUUCUUCUGUCAGAAAUUGAGACUUUGAAGAGUUGUAAAUUUUGCAAAAAAACCGUCACUUCUGUUUUCGAUUUGUUGGAUUAUCAUCGUGAAUGUAAACCGAAUUCCAGUAUUUUUAUUAAUCCUAUUUAUUGCGUUUUAUGUAACUUUAAAGCUGCCGAGAUGGAUACUCUGAUAUUGCAUUUAUUCUCUGAUCAUAUAGCUUGUUACUGCGGUUACGCCGGUGACGAUUUUGAUUCAUUUUUGAAACACUCGGAUGAGUGUGCAGCUCACAAGAAUGGAGUAAUUUGUCCAUGCUGUCGUACUAGUAACUUCGUCACUGAAGGAGCGUUCAAGGAGCAUAUCGAAGGGACAAAAAUGAAAACGUGUGGCACUCUGUUGAAGAAAAACAAAUGGGUAUGCCUUAUAUGUAAAGCACAAUGUUCACAGAAAGGUAUCUUCGAUCAUAUUUUCAUGAACCAUGUAAGCUGCCUGUGCGGUUACAAAAGUGAAAAUAUGAAAUAUUUCUUCCAACAUACCGCUCAAUGUGUAAUAAAGAAAAGAUGCAUUUUUUGCCCCAUUUGUAAAGAAGUUGAAUGCGCCACCGAAGAUAUUCUCCAACAACAUUUGUCCUUUUGCACGUGGAAGAAGGAAGACCAUGAAGUUAAAAAAAGAAAAUAUGAGCAUGUAGUCGUUGAAAAAUUUUCAACCGAUAAGAAGACAAAAUUUAGUCUUGAUUUAAACUACGUUAAUUGUCGUUCUCAAUGAACAGAUCUUCGCGUUCUUAUAUUUUGCAAUGGAAAUUGUUUCAAAAUUAUUUUUCCUGAGGUUGUAUGUACAUUGGAGGUUCAUUUUAAGUAUUUUAAAAUUAGUAUUUCGUUGUAGAGUUAUUUAAACAUUUGAAUUUAUUUUUAUUUUGUCCAAAUUUUAUUUCUCAUUUUCCUCGUUGUGUUAAAAGUAGCGAUCAAUUUUGUGUUUUAUUUUAGAGAAUUCAUUUUAAAUACGUACACAACUUAUUGUUGUGUGGUUGUAAGCUUUUAAAUAUUUUUAAUUUAGGUAAGUUAACACCUUUUUGCGGAUGAAAUUGAUUUUGUGUUCAUUAAAUAUUAUUAUACUUAGCUACAAUGUUGGAUUUCUUAUUAUUGAUAAUAUUUUCGGUUGAUAUUUAUACUUGAGUAGGUAACUAUAACCAGUGGAAUUAUUUUGUUUGCGUUUUUAUUGUUCAUGGUGUUCAUGUUAUUGUUUUACAACGGUUGUAAUUUUUAUUGUGCAUAUUGAACGACUUACUAUUGAUGUGUUUUUAAAUAAAUGCAUUAUGCGAGACCUUA
Molecule: messenger RNA, 2206 nt
Organism: Planococcus citri (citrus mealybug)
Lineage: Eukaryota; Metazoa; Arthropoda; Insecta; Hemiptera; Pseudococcidae
Exons: 3
Coding region: 189-1646 (485 amino acids)
Source: RefSeq, a predicted model, not a curated record